Molecule: messenger RNA, 3725 nt
Organism: Aplosporella prunicola CBS 121167
Lineage: Eukaryota; Fungi; Ascomycota; Dothideomycetes; Botryosphaeriales; Aplosporellaceae
Exons: 5
Coding region: 397-3432 (1011 amino acids)
Biological process (GO): peptidyl-serine phosphorylation; intracellular signal transduction; fungal-type cell wall biogenesis
Molecular function (GO): ATP binding; diacylglycerol-dependent serine/threonine kinase activity
Source: RefSeq, a predicted model, not a curated record
CUUGCGACGGCACAUGACGGUCGGGCGCGUGGCCUGACUGACAGCCGCGGCCCGGCACUGCUGUCCCGAGACGAUCAGGAGGCCGAGAUACGAGAGGGCAGGAUUUGCAUGGUUGGUGUUGCCCUCUCUUGCUUUGUGUCUCUUGGCGCCCAAAGAGCCCGCGCGCCCGUCGGCUGAAGUCCCCACCAACGCCUAACACACCCCUCACAACGUCCUCCUCCAAACCCUCCGCCCACCCCCCCGUCCCACGCCAGCCCGCUGCUAACCAACGUCCGCCUGACAUCACCCACGCGAGAGAAGGGGUCCUCGCCGCCACCACGCCCGCUGCCACCACGCGUGCGCGGCUCCACGCUGCCUGCCAUCGACGACGCCCACCACGCGAUUCCCACCGCCACCAUGAACGAGGACGACGCCAUCAAGGCCGUCUACGCCAAGAUCGACCGCGAAAAGGCCCUCAUCAAUGCCGCCAACGCCAUGCGCCAGUCGACCAACAACCCGGCCGUCCUGUCCCGCCUGGACGGCCAGGUCCGCGAGGGUCGUCGCAACAUCGAAUACCUCGAGGGCCGCAUCCAGGAGCUCCAGAUGCGGCGCGUCGGCACCGACUUGGACUCCAUGAGCCUGGGUCCCGCCAGCAACGGCUCCGAGUCGCCCGAGCAGCAGCGCCGGAACCCGCUGCCUCCCCCGGCAAAGGAAGGAGACCCUUACGCCGACGGCGCCGCCUACGGCAACCCUCCGCCUCCGGGCGGCUACAGCCAACAGCUGGCCGGUGGCGAGAUCCUCAUGCCUCCCAAGGCGCCCUAUGCCGCCCCGGGGCCCGGCCAGCCGCGGGCUCGCCCCAAUUAUAGCAAGCUUGAUUUGAUCAAGUACGACACGCCUCAUCUGGGUCCCCGCAUCCAGCUGAUGCUGUCGCAACUCGAAUUCAAGCUGAGCGUCGAAAAGCAGUACAAGGAUGGCAUUGAGAAGAUGGUGCGCCUCUACCAGAUGGAGGGCGAUCGGAAGAGCAAGGCCGAUGCCGAGGCGCGUCGAAUUGAAAGUAGCCAAAAGAUACAGCUGCUCAAGCAGGCCCUGAAGCGCUACGAAGAUCUGCACGUCGACAUCGAAGGCGGGGACGGCCCCGAUGACGACAGCCUUAAUGUCCCGAGCGCUCGGAGACCGCUGAGCGGUCACUUGACUCUGCGCAUCCAUGCCGUGGCCGAUGUUGAUCAUGCUGCCACGGGACGUUUCAGCAGAGGGCCCGAGACGUUUGUAAUCAUGAAAGUUGAGGACGCGUUGAGAGGCAGGACGAAGGCGACGAGAACCGACAAGUGGACGGACGAACUGCACGAAUUCGACAUCGACAAGGCCAAUGAGAUCGAACUGACUGUUUACGACCGAGCGGGCGACCACCCUCUCCCAAUCGGCAUGCAAUGGCUUCGCAUCUCGGACCUUGUGGAGGAGCUCAGACGCAAGAGGGUGGAGGCAGAGCUCAACAAUUCCAGUGCCAUGUGGGUUUCCGCCGACAAGAUGGGGGAUGGAGGUGCGGGGGGACAGCCACACAUGCAGUUUCAGCCUCCUCCGGGUCAGGCUGGAGCCGGUGGUGGUGCCGGCGGUGCUCCCGUUCCGGGAACCGCGACAGGGCAACCGGCGGGGCCUCAGCCGCAGACUGGACCCAUCUACAUCGAUGCCUGGUUCGCGCUUGAACCUGUUGGGCGCAUUCAGAUUACCAUGAGUUUCGCCAAGCAAAACAGCGCAAGCAGACCGUUCGACGUCGGUCUUGGCCGUAAGGGUGCCAUUCGUCAACGCAAGGAGGAAGUCAUCGAGCAGUACGGCCACAAGUUCGUCCAGCAACAGUUCUACAACAUCAUGAGAUGCGCUCUCUGCGGUGACUUCCUGAAGUACGCAGCCGGCAUGCAGUGCUCAGACUGCAAGUACACCUGUCACAAGAAAUGUUACCAAAAGGUCGUCACCAAAUGUAUCACCCAGUCCAACGCAGAGACGGAUCCGGACGAGGCGAAGCUGAACCACCGCAUCCCGCAUCGUUUCGAAGCCUUCUCCAACAUGGGUGCCAACUGGUGCUGUCACUGUGGUUACAUGCUUCCGUUCGGCAAGAAACAGUGCAGGAAAUGCUCCGACUGCGGUUCCGUUUGUCACGCGCAGUGCGUCCACUUUGUGCCGGACUUCUGUGGUAUGUCCAUGGAAGUGGCCAACCAGAUGAUUUAUGAGAUCAAGAACACGAAGAAGCGCCAAACCUCGUCAAUCUCCUCCUUAAACUCUCCCAUGGGCUCCAAAACCAUGCGCCCAACGUCUGGUUCUCGUCCUUCGCAACCACACGACCCAGCAGCGGGAGACAGGCUGUCUUACAAACAAGACUCCUAUUCUGGCGCGGCGGCCAGGACUUCCUACGGCAGCAGCGGCCCAUCUUCCCCAACGCAAACGAGACCUCCCACCGGCGGACGUACGCAGUCGGAUGCUACGGCAGCGGCUGCCGCUGCUGCCGCUCUCGGAAGUGGUUCCAAGCCGCCGCCAGGUCCCGGGUACCAGCAGAGGUCGUCGACUGACUAUGCGCCUUCACCAACUGGCCGGACGUCUGGUAGCUACCCUCCGCAAAGCCCUGCCACGCAGUCGCCCCACUCGCCUCAGCAGUCCUCCUACAACCCGCUUGACUAUGCUCAAGUGAGUGGCUACCCGGUGCCUCCAUUCCACCAGCCGUCCCCGGCACCCCCGCCACAGCAUACACCUGCGUCGCAAUACGGCGCCCCGGCCCCGCCGCCCGCAGGACCUCCCCCGCCGCAGCCUCAGCCUCAGCAGCAGCAGCAGCAGCAGCAGCAAAUGGUCCCUAAGAAGGCCACCCCUUCCGCAAAUACCCAAGGCACCGGAAGGAGGAUAGGCCUCGACCACUUCAACUUCCUUGCGGUUCUGGGUAAGGGUAACUUCGGUAAGGUCAUGCUUGCGGAGACCAAGACCUCGAAACAGCUUUACGCUAUCAAGGUGUUGAAGAAAGAGUUCAUUAUCGAGAACGACGAGGUUGAGAGCACUCGUUCGGAGAAGCGCGUGUUUUUGAUCGCCAACAAGGAGCGCCACCCGUUCUUGCUCAACCUGCACGCCUGUUUCCAGACUGAGACUCGUGUGUACUUCGUUAUGGAGUACAUCAGUGGUGGUGAUCUUAUGCUUCACAUUCAGCGUGGUCAGUUUGGCACCAAGCGUGCUCAGUUCUACGCGGCCGAAGUGUGCCUUGCCCUUAAAUACUUCCACGAGAACGGUGUCAUCUACCGUGAUUUGAAGCUCGACAACAUCCUUCUCACGUUGGACGGUCACAUCAAGAUUGCAGACUACGGUCUGUGCAAGGAGGAGAUGUGGUAUGGUUCUACCACGAGCACCUUCUGCGGUACUCCUGAGUUCAUGGCUCCCGAGGUGAGAACAAUCAACAUUUUCCCAUUGGGACGCGUUGGCUAACUACUUGAUAGAUCCUUCUCGAUAAGAAGUACGGUCGUGCAGUUGACUGGUGGGCCUUUGGUGUCCUCAUCUACCAGAUGCUGCUUCAGCAGUCUCCCUUCCGUGGCGAGGACGAGGACGAAAUCUACGACGCCAUUCUUGCUGACGAACCUCUAUACCCCAUCCACAUGCCGCGCGACUCCGUUUCCAUCCUUCAGAAGCUGCUCACGCGUGAGCCCGAGCUUCGCCUGGGCAGCGGCCCGACUGACGCGCAGGAGAUCAUGAGCCACGCCUUCUUCAGGAACAUCAACUGG